This is a messenger RNA of Bombus terrestris (buff-tailed bumblebee), 1679 nucleotides long. RefSeq lists its product as uncharacterized. Lineage: Eukaryota; Metazoa; Arthropoda; Insecta; Hymenoptera; Apidae. The transcript has 2 exons. The record is from RefSeq and is a predicted model, not a curated record. The coding region runs from base 257 to 823 and encodes 188 amino acids.
AAACAGACACGUCCGCGGACGACUAGAAUAUAGUACAGUAUCGGGCGAGUAUUCACAGAAAUCAACAGCGCUAACGGGUAUCUCCGCAAUACUUAUAUCAAGUUUUUCUUCAGUACCUAUCACGGACUGUUCACCUCAAAUUGAUGGCACCAAUGUGAUAUACAAUGAAAGAGGUGAUCGUGAUAAUGCUACCGAAACUUCAAUCACCGCGAAUCUAAGAGUAUUCGGAGAGGGUAGUACCGAGGGAGCCGAAAGCAUGACGACCAUGUACGACAGCAUGAGAAAGCGAAAGCUGAAAGCUCAACUCCGCCGUAAUCUAGAAAAUCUUGCCAUCCCCUCGACUGCAGAUGACGUCAUCGUCAGGAAUAACCAAUUACCGAGUCAUAUGCAGCAUGUCUUGGCCGCCAUGCAGGACAAGAAUGCCGAAAAGCGAACUCCGAUCGCCGAUAGUAUACACAAGAUCUCCCCGAACCCAAGACGGAUUUUCGCGAACAGCACAGACCAAGUAACUGAUCCAUCUGCACAAAACGCCAACGUGUUGAACGAACAGAUGGCCCAAAUACAAGCGCAAAUAAGUGCCCUGAGUCUCGGUAAGACUGGCCGUGGGCGAAGACGAAACAGGAGUCAUCGUAAAUCGACUUUUAGAAACCAACUAAAGCAGCGCGGAGUUUGUUACUACCACGCAACAUUUCAAGAACACGCGAAGAAGUGUCGUUUCCCGUGCACCUGGAAAAUGGAACUAACCGCCCGUAAAGGCGACAAGUGUGACAGCAACCAUACGCAAAUCCACGACGUUCCACACUACCUGAUAAUGUACCCUUAGAUUUUGACCUGACCUUUGCACCUGGCCUAACACUAAAUUCUCCCUACUACGUAGGGCACUGAGGAUUCUCUCCUUCAUCCUCAACUCCUACAAACUCAACAUACAAAAGCUGCGAGCAUUCGACCACGAGACUAAUCUUGAAUACAGUCUUGGCCUUGAUUUGAACAACUAUUUUAAUACUUCGUAACUUCGCUACUUCAUUGUGACAUUAUACUUAAUCACUUUUGUGAAUGAAAGUAUAUAAAAAUAUAAAAGAACAGUCAAAUUACGCCAUUGCUCAGCUCUUCCUUUUUUAUCACGAAUUUGACACAUGCGACGACGGCCUAGUAUCCAGCCACAUAUUCGUAAUGGACAGGUACUCAGGUCCACCAUCGGCAUAGAUUUCCUGAGCUACUAUAUAUUGCUUAAUACAUGGAUUGAAACAAAGGACUCCUCAACGCGACAACCCAAUUGUCAUCAAUGGCAUACGCUACCACGGCCGACGAAGUAUCAAUAAAAAACAUAAUCGGCGAAACAGUUUACCAUCAACUUCUGGCGGAAUUUUCAGACCUAACUCGUCCACUGGUUUUCAGUCAAGAGGAAACUCGACACGGUGUGGUACAUCACACCGAAACAGCAAACCCCACCGCUUCGCACUUGAUCGACUUCAACAGGUUAAGGCGGAGUUUGAAAUGAUGAUCGACCAAGGCAUGCUGCGAAAAGCCCAUCGGCAUCACCCCUGCACGUCGUUCUGAAGAAGGACGGAUACCUGCGACCAUGUUUUUUUUUAUAUUUAUUUCUUCAAAUUCACAAUUUGUCCAAUUCGGACAUUUGGUAAAAUUUUUUAACAGUUAUAUUAACAUGUUAGUGGCUACCC